Molecule: messenger RNA, 468 nt
Organism: Podospora anserina S mat+
Lineage: Eukaryota; Fungi; Ascomycota; Sordariomycetes; Sordariales; Podosporaceae
Exons: 4
Coding region: 1-468 (155 amino acids)
Biological process (GO): mitochondrial electron transport, cytochrome c to oxygen
Cellular component (GO): mitochondrial inner membrane
Source: RefSeq, a predicted model, not a curated record
AUGUCGGCCUCUCUCCUCCGCAUCGCCGCCCGCGGCACCUCCAGCGCCUUCUUCCGCACCGUUGUUGCCCGGCCCCAGCCUAUCGCUGUGCGCGCUGCCGUCGCCGUCCCCAAGACCUUCAGCACAUCGAUGCGCAUGCGCUCCGAGCACGCCGAGGAGACCUUUGAGGAGUUUUCUGCUCGCUACGAGAAGGAGUUUGAUAGCGUUCAGGAUGUCUUUGAGCUCCAGCGCAACCUGAACAACGCUUUUGCCUACGAUCUCGUCCCCUCCCCUGCCGUCCUCGCCGCUGCCCUCAGGGCCGCGAGAAGAGUCAACGACUUCCCCACUGCCGUCCGCGUUUUCGAGGGCAUCAAGGCCAAGGUCGAGAACAAGGGCCAGUACGAGCAGUACCUUGCUGAGCUCAAGCCCCUUCGUGAGGAGCUCGGCAUCGAGCUCAAGGAGGACCUCUACCCCGAGGAGGCUAACUAA